AUGGCGGUUUCCGGUAAGCCUGGUAGUGUGAAAGGUGGGUGUUCAUUUGGGAGGGCUGUUAAUUUCUCUAGAAAACAUCACAAGGGUGGAUUAAGAGUGAGAAAUGUUGCGACUAGAUUGCCGGAGACUCAGGUGUCGCCGGAGACUCAGGUAUCGCCUGAGAAAGGGGGUGGGAAUGAGAGGAAGCUUGCUGCAUGGACGAGCAUCCGGCAAGAGAGAUGGGAGGGAGAGCUGGCUGUUCAGGGAGAAAUACCACUAUGGCUGAAUGGGACAUACCUAAGGAACGGUCCAGGCCUGUGGCACAUAGGAGAUUACAACUUCCGCCACCUCUUCGACGGCUACGCCACACUUGUCCGCCUACACUUCCAGGACGGCCGAUUAAUAGCUGGCCACCGACAGAUUCAAUCCGAAGCAUAUAAGGCAGCGAUCAAGAAUAAAAAACUAUGUUACCGUGAAUUCUCGGAGGUCCCAAAGGCUGACAACUUCCUAUCUUAUGUGGGUGAGCUGGCUAGCUUAUUCUCUGGUGCUUCGCUGACAGAUAACGCUAACACCGGCGUUGUUAGACUCGGCGAUGGAAGGGUGGUGUGCCUGACGGAGACGAUAAAAGGGUCAAUAAUCAUCGAUCCUGACACACUCGAGACGAUGGGGAAAUUUGAGUACAGUGACACAUUGGGAGGGUUGAUACAUUCGGCACAUCCAAUCGUGACAGAAUCGGAGUUCUGGACGUUGUUGCCGGACUUGGUGAAGCCGGGGUACAUAGUGGUGAGGAUGGAGCCAGGGAGCAAUGAGAGGAAGGUGAUAGGGAGGGUGAAUUGCAGGGGUGGUCCUGCACCAGGGUGGGUUCAUUCAUUUCCGGUGACCGAACACUACGUGGUUGUCCCGGAAAUGUCAUUAAGGUACUGCGCCCAAAAUCUUCUAAGGGCCGAGCCCACGCCACUUUACAAGUUCGAGUGGCACCCUCUGUCCAAAGCCUUUAUGCACGUUAUGUGUAAAGCUAGUGGCAAAAUUGUGGCAAGUGUGGAAGUUCCAUUGUACGUGACGUUCCAUUUCAUCAAUGCAUACGAAGAAAAAGACGAGGACGGGAGGGUGACAGGCAUCGUAGCUGAUUGUUGUGAGCACAACGCCGAUACCACUAUUCUAGAUAAGCUCAGGCUUCACAAUCUCCGGUCGUUUUCUGGGGAAGACGUGCUGCCUGACGCUAGGGUUGGGCGUUUCACAAUACCGUUGGAUGGGAGUCCAUAUGGGAAGUUAGAGGCAGCAUUGAACCCAGAUGAACAUGGGAGAGGCAUGGAUAUGUGCAGUAUCAACCCUGCCUACUUGGGCAAGACGUACAGAUAUGCCUAUGCUUGUGGGGCACAGCGCCCUUGUAACUUCCCCAACACCCUCACUAAGGUAUCCAAAACCACCCUCUAUAAAGACAGUUUUUCAACUCAUUUUCUUGAGAUUGGUAAAUGAUUUUAAACCAUCUUGCAGCUUGAUUUAGUGGAGAAGAAGGCAAAGAACUGGUUCGAUGAAGGUUCUGUGCCCUCGGAACCAUUAUUUGUGGCUCGUCCAGGGGCAACAGAGGAGGAUGAUGGUGUUGUGAUCUCGAUGGUCAGUGACAAAAAUGGGGAAGGAUAUGCACUGUUGUUGGACGGGAGAACUUUUGAAGAGAUCGCAAGGGGGAAGUUCCCGUACGGACUUCCAUAUGGGCUGCAUGGCUGCUGGGUUCCCAAGAAAUAGAAGCAUUUGUAGAGACUUCUGGGUUUCAUACAAUGGAAUACUAUUAUGUAUCUGUUUUUGCAUAGAUGGAAUUAGAGAGUAAGGAUAUGAAGAUGGCAUUGGAAUGAGAUGAAUGUACAGCAUUCUCAGUGUCCAUAAUAAUAAUUAUGGAGGACUGUGAGAUAUAGUAAUGGUUAUAGGAGU
Molecule: messenger RNA, 1905 nt
Organism: Vitis vinifera (wine grape)
Lineage: Eukaryota; Viridiplantae; Streptophyta; Magnoliopsida; Vitales; Vitaceae
Product: carotenoid cleavage dioxygenase 8 homolog B, chloroplastic
Exons: 4
Biological process (GO): carotene catabolic process
Cellular component (GO): chloroplast
Molecular function (GO): carotenoid dioxygenase activity
Source: RefSeq, a predicted model, not a curated record